AAUAAUAAUUGGGAAAUGGCUUUUGUGAAAAAUCAAAUAAUCCUUUUAAUUUGUAUUUUUCUUCAUUUUGAGAAGGCUCAUUGCCAGUUUUAUCGUCAGGAUGGGCAGGAUACAGACUAUCCACAACGGUUUGUCCGCGAACCGAGUCCCCGGGAGAACUACCACAACAGCUGGCGAUCCGAGGACGAUCAGGAUCAGGAGCAGAUGCAGGUUAUGGACUCGGAACAGGAUCAGGACGAAGAGCUCUGGUCGCGAGAGAAUCGAGAGUGUCCGACGAGUAUCUGUUCGGCGGAAAAUGCGAAUGCUCUGCGGUUCGAAAAGCCAUGGGGCAAAAAGCCAACAACGGCGAAAAAACUCAUAAAGGACGACAAGGAUACGCAUAAAAUGGCCAUGAAGUAUGAGGAUGAGGACGAGGACGAUGGCGAUGAUGAGGACGAUGACGAUGACGACGACGAUGAUGAGGACGACGAUGAUGACUAUUUGAGUGACGGAGAACAGGAGGCUUUCAUGUCCAGGAUGACCUGUCUAAUGAGGUCCUUGGACACCCACACCCGGGCCAUAACCCGCAAUCUGAAGAUCCUGCAGACCCGCUUGACCAAAGCCCAGGAUAGAAGCAAUCAGGGUGCGACUUGCCGGAAACCGGACUUCAAUGCCCAUCCGAAAGGGAAAUGGUUCGAAAAUCCCCAGCAGGAACAGAAAGACCCCGAACAGUGUGUUCCCACCUCCAUCAAAAGGAUGGACAAUCACCAGGAUAAUCCCUACACCCCCCUCAGUGCUCAUAAUCCUCUAAGGUCCGAAAAUCUUCAAGAUCCUCAAAGACAGGAGAGUCUCCAAGCGGCCCAAAGAUCUCAAAGUCUUCAAAGAUCUCAAGGAUUUCAGGAUCCUCAAAGAUUUCAAGGAUUUCAGGAUCCUCAAAGAUCUCAAGGAUUUCAGGAUCCUCAAAGAUCUCAAGGAUUUCAGCAUCCUCAAAGUCUUCAAGAGCCCCAAAGACCGCAAACUCUUCAAGAACCUCAAAGAUCUCAAAGCUCUCAAGACUCCCAGAGUCCCCAAAGUCCCCAGAGUUCUCAAGGACCUCAGAGUCCUCAAGGUCCUUCAUCUAAUGGUGAUAAUCAGCUAAUGGUUUCUCCACUUUUAAAACUCAUCAAUAGUCCUGCCGCCCUGCAAUCCAAACAGGACUCGUCUGGAUAUUGGAUUCCUGCUCCCAUAAGCACCCGCUCGGAAGCCAUGGAUCUCGACGACAUGGCGGCCAGUUUCAAUAAGAGGUCAAAGGGCAAUCAGCGAGAGCGCUACGGGGAGUACGAGUCGCGGCUCAGACGUCUGAUGGCGAAUCGGGAUGCCAUCGAGAAGAACGUCAUGAAAGUGAUGACCCCACCAAGAAGAAUGCCACGGGGAUAGCUUUUCUUCAAGAUUUUUCUCAAGAUUUUAAAUAAAUAUGAUUUAGAAGAAUAAAUAAUAUAAAUAA
Molecule: messenger RNA, 1462 nt
Organism: Drosophila ananassae
Lineage: Eukaryota; Metazoa; Arthropoda; Insecta; Diptera; Drosophilidae
Product: activating signal cointegrator 1 complex subunit 2 homolog
Exons: 1
Coding region: 16-1395 (459 amino acids)
Source: RefSeq, a predicted model, not a curated record